Triplophysa dalaica is the source of this 4316-nucleotide messenger RNA. It is a transcript of the gene bcl2b, whose product is annotated as BCL2 apoptosis regulator b. Gene Ontology annotation, cellular component: mitochondrial outer membrane. Gene Ontology annotation, molecular function: protein heterodimerization activity; protein homodimerization activity. The record is from RefSeq and is a predicted model, not a curated record. Bases 686 to 1318 code for a protein of 210 amino acids. NCBI's taxonomy places the organism in Eukaryota, Metazoa, Chordata, Actinopteri, Cypriniformes, Nemacheilidae. Gene Ontology annotation, biological process: negative regulation of intrinsic apoptotic signaling pathway; extrinsic apoptotic signaling pathway in absence of ligand; intrinsic apoptotic signaling pathway in response to DNA damage. The transcript has 2 exons.
ACCUCUCUCUCUCCGCUCUGAAGCCAGACUGACUGCAUAAAUCGACUGCGCACCGCAGACGCCUCGAAACGCUCAACUUCUGCAGAGAUCUAUCAGCUAAACGUUCAGCUGUCAUCUAAAGUCUGAACGUGACAGCAGACGUCACCGAGAAAGUGUUUCUCAAUACUAGUUGUUCCGCGAAAGAAGAAACUCACAAGUGCGUUGAACAUUACCAACCUCUUCCGUCUCCCGCAGCACUGGACUCUUUUACACGGAUAAACGAUGACUUACCGCGUGCAUAUCCCGCGAAAAACACACGAGACUUUCGUAACCACGUUCGCACGGUACGUAUAUUUAUCGUAAGAUGCAUGUUUGCGUUUUAAUCGCCCAGUAUAUUCUUGGAUUUUUCAUCUGGGAACAGAAAGUGGGCGUUUUUCUACGUUGAAGCAUUGGAGGAUUUAUUCGAGUACUGCAACUUGCAGUUUCAAGUGAGGUUGCAUGCGGCAAGUUCACGGAGGUGUCAGCUUUUUAAACAAGACGAUUUACAUGUACAUUCAUUUAAAUACCGAUUAUAUCAGCGCACACGAAGCUUGAUCAUGAUCGUGGCACAAAUCCGCGGUUGAUGAAGACGACGGUGACGACGAAGAUGCGCCUGGAUUAGGUUGAAAAAAAUCAUACUACGGUAAUUAAGUUAAAACACGUAGAUAUGGCACAAGAGAGAGUCUACGACAGCCGCAAUAUAGUGGUUAAGUAUAUCCAUCAUAAGCUAUGGAAGACGGGAUACGUGUGGGAAGUGAAUGGACAUGAUGAUAGUGUUUCUAAUGGACUGAUGAUGGGGAUACAACAGGACAGCGUCGUUCCUCCCGGCCCCGGUCACGACCCGUACACAGCUCUCCAUAAGGUGCUACGGGACGCCGGGGAUGAACUGGAGCGGUUAUAUCAGUCGGACUUUGCGGAGAUGUCCAAGCAGCUGCAUCUCACGUCCAUCACGGCGCACCAGCGCUUUACCGCAGUCAUAGACGAGUUGUUCAGGGACGGGGUGAACUGGGGCAGAAUUCUCGCUUUUUUCGAAUUUGGAGGCACCGUUUGCGUCGAGUGCGUGAAUAAGGAGAUGACGGCGCAGGUGGAUAACAUCGCGGGCUGGAUGACGGAGUACCUGAACGGACCGCUCCACGGCUGGAUCCAAGAGAACGGCGGCUGGGAGGCAUUUGUGGAGCUAUAUGGCCGACAGAGGGACUCUAUGUUCCGCAGUUCCUGGUCAUCAAUAGUGACGGUCUUCGGUCUGGCUGCUCUCGGGGCCGUUGGCUUGACCAUAGGGGCCUACCUUGCACAGAAAUGAGGACGGUUUUCUUUCCUUAAUCACUUGCCCUGUGUCUCCAUCCAGCCAACUCUAUCCUCACUGUCUCAACCCUCUCCUGCAUCCCAGAAGACGUCCGUGUCCCAGGAUUGCUCCUCUUUAAAGCUUCUCUCCUGCACUCACAGUCUUUCUUCUCUGUUCUCAAACAGAAUGACAGAAAAAGCACACAUUCAAUGUUCUGCCUUUGAAGGGCAUAGAAGAAGAACAAUAAGGUGAAAGUGACACGGACAACAGAAUCAUUAGUUCAGAUCUCAGUCUGACAGGCAACAAAUUUGUGUAGCACAUAUAAGGCAUUGGUGUGCUUGUAUAUUUAUAAAGAGGACUAAAAACAAUGAAAUAAAAAACAGUAGAAGGUUUUAAAGAAGUUCCUGGAGAUGGAAUCCGAACAUCCCAAUAUGCCCUUAUACUCAGGUCAUCUGUCAAACAACAAAUGGCUUUCUAUGAGAAAAUAUUUACAAAUAAGAAAUGACACUCUUGAGCUUUAAGGGACUGUGAUAAGGAUGAGACGGAGAAGAUAAAAUAUACAGCAUGUGUUGUUGUAUAUGUGUAACCCUUUUAUUGAAGAAGAGGUAAAACUUCAGAGGUGAAGAUGACAGACUUGUCUGUAUCAUCAUAAAAGCAUCAAAGUCAACAUGCGGCUUAUAAACCAAUUGUAUAGAAACCAAUUAAUGACAAUCAGUGAUCAUUGGUGGGUGAUGUCCACUUGGUGAAUCCUACUUUAAACGUUACAAAGCAACAACAUAAACACACAUUACUGCGCAUGUGCGCGUUUGUGGACGGAUCUUAACUUCCGCUACACAUCCACAAACAAUAGUGCCUGUAGAUCUUUUCUGAUAACAAACAAAAGAAACCGAGAAGAACCGUUACUUGGAUAAACUUGUCUUUCCAAUAUUUUGAAUUGAGACUGCGAGACCAAGCUCAAUGGCUAGAUGUCAAUAUCCCAUACGUUUCCAUUAAAUGCGACAAAGUUACACGACCCCUUCAACAAAUUGUUUAUUUAAUACAAUUAACUUUCAACAAUAUCAAACAAAUCAUUCAUUUAUAACAAUUAUUAUAUAAUAAAAGAAUAUAAAUGAAUAGUACUGUAAAUAAAUCGAAAUAGUUUUUUUAUUAGACACUAGCCAGACCUAUAAACAAACACAGACCGGAAGUUAUCUUCCAACCAGGCACAUGCGUCCGAUGUAACAGUUUAAAAGGUUUCCAAGAUUCCUCUUAUAAAAUUGUUUUAGCUUAGCAGAUUUCAAACAUAGCUUUCUUCAAGAUGAAUGUCAUGCCAAACAUGUAGGUUUACUCAACUACACCCUUCUCUAGUGUUUAUAUGAGACCCAAAAUAGAGUAAAUCUCAUAAACCCUGUCCUGGUCACAUUUCAGGUAGUAUCAAUUAUAAAGAAAAAAGUAUAUUUUGUCAGAAGAAAAUUAUUAGAUUUUAGAAUGUUUUGUGAUGUCGUUUUUUCUACAUUUGUCUCAAUAUAGUAAGACAAAAAAUAUAUAUUUAUAUUUUUGUGUGAAAUGUGAGCAGAACAUGUCUUCAUGAGAUUUUUCUAGCUGUCCAUGUAUAAGAUCUGACUCUUUUAUUAACUAUUACUAUAUUAUUUAUAAAGCAUCCUGUUUAGGUUCCGGUAUAAACAAAACCAUGCUGUGUUUCUUGGAUUGGGUGUUUACAGUUUUCCCCCGAUGUCUUUUAUUGAAACAAUAUUCAUAAACCAAAUCCUGACACAUGUUUUAAGGAUUAGACGAGUGCAAAACCUACAGUAUGAGCAACUGUAUACAGCGUGUGCUAUGGAACCAGCUUUGGUGCUUUCGCAUUGGUUGCUUUCGGGUUCACGGGAACCCAAAAUUAAACUUGGACAAAUUACAACAACUACUUUCCUAGAAGGUGGCAGUUCCUAAAUGUUUGCUUGGACUGAUGUAGCAAUGGUUCUCCUUUACAGACUGUCAUUGUAUAGGGUGCUAACAAACAUUUGAAAAUGGUAUCUGCUUUGACUUUCAGUAGGUAAUCAAUGUUCCUUAUAAUCCUUACUGGAUACCUUUAUGGAUAUAUGCUCCUUUUAUCACAUGAUAUCUAAAAUCUACAGUAUUUAGUGGUUGAUCAACCAUGUCCAGCAAAACGGAUAAACCUGCUUGUUGUAGGCUACAUGUAACACGUGAACUGCCAUGUUUGUAUGUAUUUGCAUGGUCAACAAACAACAAUAGCUGUCACAAAAGAAGCAUUAUAUAAAACAAGUUUGCUUCUGAGGUUAACAGUGUGUGUGUGGUCACAGUAGUGUCAUAAAUCAAUGCUUUUUGUCUUUAGUUUACAUAGCAAUGACUUUCUCUAACACACUAAACAGGCUAAAUUUUCUCAUAUGUAUUUAAUACAGAUAGCUAUUUCAGUUUUAUGAUCUUUAUUUAUUUUAGGUACCAUAAAUCAUUAAACUAUACUUUUAUAAUAUCAUUAAUUAUUUUUAUUUGAAUGUUUUUAAAUUCUUUAAAGGAUUUGGAGCAAUAUAAGAUCGUAAUUUGCUGAAUUACUGCUGCUUAAAGAUAUAAAGAUUAUACGUUCUAUUAAUCGUAUUUGUCUCCUAGAUGUGUGGUGAUAUAAUGAAUGUUAAUGCUUCAUCUAGUCAAUUCCACUGUUAAUAUAGUACGACAGACCACAUUUAGAAUAUUCCCAUAAUUCAUCAUAGAACAAUAUUCACAACUUCUGUGUUAUAUUUCAGAAACAAUAUCAAGAAACUAGAAGGGCAGGACAAGAUUUAAUCCGUUAGCAAAUUACUGGAUUGUUAAAAAUGGGCGUUUUAUACCAGAAUCGUAUGAGACAAACCUGAAUACAAGUUUGCACUGGAUUAUGAAGGACUAAAUCCCUUCCUGAAACACUGUCUGUACUUUUAAGUAGACCUUUUGUCCAGGACGUGGAGGCUGAAUGUCAAGUUCACCUUCAAGAGCCUCUCAAUGGAUCCUUGUGCACAAUAAAACCAGGAACGUGUAUUAAGACAUUUAA